Messenger RNA from Brassicogethes aeneus, 432 nucleotides. NCBI's taxonomy places the organism in Eukaryota, Metazoa, Arthropoda, Insecta, Coleoptera, Nitidulidae. The record is from the annotation of a GenBank genome assembly.
AUGUUGACAUGGCAGGAUUUAAAAUCUAGGACAAAGACAAAAGCAGGGCACAUAAAAAAACAUGCAAGGGGAACAGGUGGUGGACCACCAUUGGAGGAUAAAUUGGCUACUAUUGAGGAGGAAAUUUUGGAUUGCGUUAAAAUAGUUAGUGUGGAAGAACACAAGAAGGCCACCGAGUCUGCAGUCGACUUUUACUUCCAUUUUAUAGAAGACCCACUUACAGUCCCCAUAAAAGAAAUGCAAUUUAUUAUAGACCUUCGGGUGAAGGUUUACCAGUACCUCAGAAAACAGUCAAUAAAAAAUGUGUCUUUGGGCGGAGGUUUGCCAGUAGCAUCAACCUCAGGAAGCCAACAGCCAACGAAGAAAAAUACUAUAAAAAAAUUGCUAUAUUGGAAAGAAUUGCUGCUGCAAAAGAAGAAGCAAAUAAUAUAA